AGGUUCCCUGCCAAGAUGGAUGUCGACCAGUCACUUAUCACUGAAGCUGACAAUUUCAUCUCUAAGCUAGACGAUUGCAGGAUAGAUAGUAGGAUACUAUUCAAGGACAGGCUGGUUACACUAUCGGAGAACACUGGAAAGGAGGUUGGAGAGCUCACCAUCUCAAUCGACAGUUCCACAUACAGCGGAAAAGAGUGUUACCUAGUACAAGCUAACAGCAAUGGAAUAGUUGAUACCAUUCCUGUGGGAACUAACAUCACAGCUUACGUGACUCCUAAGUUGGAGAGUUUGGAACACACGCAACACGAAUAUGUCAACAUCCCAGGUAACCCUCUAACCAAGAGGUCCGUGUUGAGCCAGACUGAUGACGGAUACCAGCUGGUUCUCACCACGACGGAGGGUGGCACUGAAACGGUCACCACCGAGGAGUUUACUAAAGACGAGAUGGCAAGGUUUAUAUCUGAAGGUGCUAACUUGGUGCUACAGAGGUUGAGUAUUAUACUCGGAGUACAUAGUCGUAUGAGCUUUAACGUCUUCUCCACGGAUAAUGCCCUUGCUAAUGUCAGCUACUCCCCUAUAGAGUCCCACUCAGUGUUGUUACAGAACGUUACUCUGGAAACCAUUGGAAUUGAGCGAUGUGUGGAUAAUAAAGACGAGAAUCCAACCACUUGGAAAAUAUACUUCCUCUCUGACGGCCACAUGUAUACCCGCGCUCAAGUCGGGUCACCAGUGUACAUGAAGAUUAAAGAUAUCCCAGAGAACUUCAUGAAAGAUGAAGACGCUGAUUGGAUGAUAUUGAGAUGUUUGUCACACUUUCUGGACAGAAAGGAAGAGUUGAAGGAGGACCAUGUCAACUACAUGAAGAGACAUCCUGAGCUCAAGGCCAUCCUCGGAGAUUUUUUACAGUUCCUGUUGAUGAGAAAGCCUAGUGAUGUGAUCGAAUUUGCAGCAGAUUUCUUCUCUUCCUAUUCUGCAACCGCAGAAAUGAAACCCUCGUUUGCCCACUCCAACUUCGUCAACCAGUCAGCUAUCCGAUCAGAAUAGAUUGUGGAUUAGCCAAUCAACCAUGUACAUAUUACUAAUAUUACUUACUCUAUUUGAAACAUCAAUCAUAAUUUCUACCAUAUUUGAAACAACUAUUUGAUCAACGAGUAAACAUUAUCUGCCUUCAUCUCCUCUGCUUUUCUUGAUUAUCUGAACACGAAUUGCAUGAAGAUAAGCUACUAGGACCCUACUGAAUUUAAAGUUCUGUUUCGCUCUUUGAAUUAGUCAUAAAUUUUGAUGUGAGUUGAACUUUCGUACAAGCUUAGAAUCAAUGAUAUGAUCAGUUUUUUGUAACUUCAUGUAUGAUUACAGAUACCAAAUGUGUAAUUGUUAAUGUAAGAUAAUUUUGUAAUUAAAUAUAGUAGAUGAAGCCGCCUGUCAUUUAAAAAACAUGAAUAUUCUGUUGCAUUUGUUAAUAAAUUUGGAUUUUCAUACGCUGUAAAUAUAACAUGAACAUUUCUCUUAUCAGUUAUUCUUAUGAACCUCCUGAAGUAUAAUGUUUGUAAAUAUUAUGAGA
This is a messenger RNA of Bolinopsis microptera, 1561 nucleotides long. RefSeq names its product ciliogenesis-associated TTC17-interacting protein-like. NCBI's taxonomy places the organism in Eukaryota, Metazoa, Ctenophora, Tentaculata, Lobata, Bolinopsidae. The transcript has 11 exons. Gene Ontology annotation, biological process: actin filament polymerization; cilium organization. The record is from RefSeq and is a predicted model, not a curated record. Bases 16 to 1044 code for a protein of 342 amino acids.